Messenger RNA from Meloidogyne enterolobii, 993 nucleotides. The record is from the annotation of a GenBank genome assembly. NCBI's taxonomy places the organism in Eukaryota, Metazoa, Nematoda, Chromadorea, Rhabditida, Meloidogynidae.
AUGUUCUUGUAUGCAUCCAGCUAUUGGGAUGGUGCGAGAACGAGUAUUGCUAGUUUUUGGGAUGGCGUUGGUCUCUUCUGGCAUGGUUAUGAAAUUACUGGAUUAGAAAAUUUACCAGAAGAAGGCCCAGCACUUAUUGUAACAUAUCAUGGAACUCUUCCACUUGAUUUAUACUACGUUAUAUCUAAAGGAAUUCUUUUUAAAAAGAGAACAAUUCAUUGUGUGGCUGAUAAAUUUGUUUUCAAAAUACCAGGUUGGGGCAAAAUGUGCAAAGUUUUUGGAAUGACGCCCGGAACAGUUGAUGAUUGUAUUAAAACACUCAAAGACGGGCAUUUAUUAAUUAUAGCGCCAGGAGGUGUUCGAGAAGCACUUUUUUCUAAUCCUGUAAAUUAUGAAACAAUUUGGGGGAAUCGAUUGGGUUUUGCUAAAGUUGUGAUUGGAGCUGAUGUUCCUGUUAUUCCCAUGUUUACAGAAAAUUGUCGUGAUGCUUUCAGAACUCCCAGAUGGGGCCGACGUUUAUUUAGGCCUCUUUAUGAAAAAACACGUCUUCCUCUUUGCCCAAUUUAUGGAGGUUUUCCAGUCAAAAUGGUUACACAUUUGGGGAGACCUUUAAAGUUUUCUUUGAAUAGUACACCUGAAGAAGUGAAAAAUCAAGUUGAAACAGCGGUAAACAAUUUAAUUUGUGAACACCAAAUACUUCCUGGCAGCAUUUUCCGUUCUUUACUUCAAAGAAUACGUAGAAAACGAACACCAACAAAAGAAGGACAGCAACAAGAAUCUACAACAAUAAUUCCCUCAAUUUCAUCAACUAGAGAAGAUAUAUUAGCAGAAAAUGGAGAAUCUCCACACAAAAAAUUAAAAGAAAAAAGAAUUAAAGAAGAAAUAUUAAUGAGUGAAUUAAGGCCUUCAAAUUUAGAAAUGGCUACAUGUCCAUUACUUUUUGGUGAGGAAGAAUCUUGUUGUAAAAACAAUGAGGAGGAAAAUGAAGGUUAA